CUUAUCAACAAAAUCUAAGAACAUCCAAUAACAUCUUAUCGAAAAUCUAAGAAAAUCCAAAAAAAUCUUAUCGAAAAUCUAAGAAAAUCCAAUAAUUGUAUCGAAAAUCUAAGAAAAUCCAAAAAUCUUAUCGAAAAUCUAAGAAAAUCCAAAAAUCUUAUUGAAAAUCUAAGAAAAUCCAAAAAUCCAUAUAUAUUCUUAUCCACAGUACUCUUUAAAUACACACACAUUAUCAAACUCAUUUCUCACACUCACUUCUCAUUAUCACACUCUACUAUAUCUCAAAAAAAUGUUAUUUGAAUACAGUUCAAGCUCAGAAUCUGCUGAUGAGAAUCCAUACGGAGAAGUUGAUCGAAUGGUUGACGAAUUUGUCACUCAUCACUUACCAAACACAUUUUUUCCAAGAGGUCCUAGACUUCGAAAUGUGAAUGAUACCAUUCCGAUUCCAGCAGAUAGAAACCGUGAAGAAGGGCAUAACCGCUUGUUUAAUGAUUACUUUGCGGAAAAUCCAGUAUAUUCAGACAGACAGUUUCGUCGAAGGUUUCAAAUGAGAAGACCUUUGUUUUGCCGUAUCAUGAACAAAGUGGUUGAAAAUGAUGUUUUCUUGCAACAGAGAAGAAAUGCUGCCGAAAAAUUAGGGUUAUCAGGAUUGCAAAAAUGCACUGCAGCUAUCAGAAUGUUAGCGUAUGGUUUGGCUCCGGAUGCAAUUGAUGAAUACCUGCGAAUGGGUGAAACAACUUCAAAAAAAUCAUUAUUACAUUUCACUCAAGGGGUAAUCAAGCAUUUUGAAGAGGAUUACCUAAGAAGUCCUACAGAUGAAGACUUAAGGAGAAUCCUUUAUCAAAAUGAAAUGCGCGGAUUUCCAGGCAUGAUCGGUAGUAUUGAUUGUAUGCACUGGGAAUGGAAGAACUGUCCUACCGCAUGGAGAGUCAAUACCAAGGACGCAGCGGGAAAGCAUCCCAAAUUCUUGAAGCUGUUGCAGAUCAAGAUCUAUGGAUUUGGCAUUCAUUUUUUGGUGAAUGGACAUGAAUACAACAUGGGGUGCUACCUCACAGAUGGUAUUUAUCCAAAUUGGGCUACGUUCAUUCAAGGAUUUUCUCGUCCCCAACUUGAAACGGAAAGGUUGUUUGCUAACAGACAAGCGCAUGUUCGUAAGGAUGUUGAACGUGCGUUCGGAGUUUUGCAAGCAAGAUUCGCCAUUGUACGACAACCAUCUCUGGCUUACGAUGAAGAUAUAUUAGGCGAUAUAAUGAAGGCUUGUAUCAUCUUACACAACAUAAUAGUUGAGGAUGAACGAGAUAUGUAUGCCCGAGCUGAUGUGUUACGAAGGUACUAUGAAGAAGACCUUUCGAGCUUAACCGCAACAGUGAAUAAUGGUGAACCCUUUGAGUUCCAGACUGGACAACCCUACUCCAUUAACGCAUUAUUGGGGAGAAUAACAGCUUUGCGUAGCAGUCAAAUUCAUCACUCUUUGAAAGAGGAUUUAAUUGAGCAUAACUAGCAAAAAUAUGGAGGCAAUAAUCAUUAAACUCAUGCCUCGAAGAAGAGUUGUUAUUUUAGUGGUUGCGUUUGAUUUAUCGUAAUUUUGUUUUUAAUCAUAUUUUGGCUUUGUGAUGUUUUAGUUUAUGACAUAGUGUGUUUAGUUGUUGUAAUGUUUUAGUUAUCCAAAACUUGUCUUGCUUUAGUCCAUCUAUUAUGUAUUUAUUCAAUUAUGUCCCUUUAUUUUAUUUAAAUUUAUGAAAUAUUUUCAAUAAAAUUUAU
Messenger RNA from Spinacia oleracea (spinach), 1761 nucleotides. RefSeq lists its product as uncharacterized. The record is from RefSeq and is a predicted model, not a curated record. NCBI's taxonomy places the organism in Eukaryota, Viridiplantae, Streptophyta, Magnoliopsida, Caryophyllales, Amaranthaceae. Bases 290 to 1501 code for a protein of 403 amino acids. The transcript has 2 exons.